Umbelopsis ramanniana AG is the source of this 1130-nucleotide messenger RNA. RefSeq lists its product as uncharacterized. Bases 186 to 824 code for a protein of 212 amino acids. The record is from RefSeq and is a predicted model, not a curated record. The transcript is spliced from 5 exons. Gene Ontology annotation, cellular component: mitochondrion. NCBI's taxonomy places the organism in Eukaryota, Fungi, Mucoromycota, Umbelopsidomycetes, Umbelopsidales, Umbelopsidaceae.
CGUCUGCUCUUCUGGGACAUGUGCAAACUUCCUUUUAUCACUUGAACCAUUACGACAUGGCAUUACAUCAACGAUUUCGUUACCCUAUAGCUGGCCUGCUAACAGCAAGUCGGUCACCACAUAGUAAAGUAUCUUAAAUAAGCUUGUUCUGAGGAGCCUCAUGGCAUUUUUUUAAUCAGCCCGUUAUGACUUCAGCGGUUUACAAUCCAAAGCACUUUCACAUUGCUCGAUUCUCCAGCACACCCUCACAGUCCGAACACAGAGCUGAAACUAUUCCAACCUCUCUACCUAACUUUGAUGCAGUUCGUUUUGUCUCGCUCCUGGAGAAAGAAGGCUUUUCCAAGAAUCAGGCAAUGGCAGUCGUGUCCGCCCUGGACGAUGUCGUGGAGGAGAGCGCUUCUAUCAUCAAAUAUUCUCUCAUCAGCAAAGCUGACCAGGAACUGACCAUCAAUCAAUACAAAGCAGAUUUUUCCCAGCUCAAAAGGGAUAUACAUGAAGUGGAACAAACCGAUGUAGAUAAUGUCAAGCAGGCAAACGAAUACCUCAAAUCGGAAAUUGAGAAAUUAAAAAAGGCGCUGAGUGAGGAGAUUACACGAUCUCAUGCCGGCGUUCGAUUAGAUAUCAACCUGGAGAAAGGACGUAUUCGCGAUGAAGGAUUACUGCUCCAGGACCACUUGCAGCAUACUGACCACAGAAUCGAGAGUGAGAUUCGAGCGCUGAGAAAACAUAUGGAAGGCAUCAAGCUUCAAAUUCUACAGUAUAUGAUCGGUACCAUUACUACCGCUGGAACUCUACUUUUAGCAUACAAGCAGCUUAUCGAGUAAUGGAUGCAUCUUCAAGGCUUACAUUAUACUACUAUACUUUUGAUGGCGCGACAAUCUAGAUGAUGAUGCGUCAAUUUGAAGACCGUAUUGCUUUUUGCAGCAUAGUUUGGAGUGUUGUAUUUUUCCAUAUAGAAAUGACGAUGUCCUAAAAAUUCGCCUCUGCUAAAAAAUAAUGAUAUUUAAAAAAAAAAAAAUCUCAAGAUGUAUGAUUUCCACAUCAUUGAUAGUUCUUCUGGCUAAACCGAUUCCGUUAAGUACUUUGAAGCUUGCUUAAAAAUUCUGGUCUAUUCAAUAAUGUUUUGCAAC